This is a messenger RNA of Labeo rohita (rohu), 1598 nucleotides long. RefSeq names its product claudin domain containing 1b (gene cldnd1b). The transcript is spliced from 5 exons. NCBI's taxonomy places the organism in Eukaryota, Metazoa, Chordata, Actinopteri, Cypriniformes, Cyprinidae. The record is from RefSeq and is a predicted model, not a curated record. Gene Ontology annotation, cellular component: membrane. Bases 320 to 1081 code for a protein of 253 amino acids.
CCUGUGUCCGCGUCUGUGUUGAUUGAGGUUGCGACGUGCGCGCAUUCGUAAACGUAACCGGAAAUGGAGUUGUCGUCACAGCGAAGGGUGUGUGCAAUAUGAUGAUGCACUUCUUUGGACCUUAAGAAGGAUUAUGUCUGUGAGGAUGAGAUCUGACGUUUUGCACUAGAAAGUAUAGGAGGAUGAAAAGCAACCUCUGUCAUCAAAAACUGUACAAAUGAUAUGACCAUUCUCCUCUUAUCAGUCUCCACACUCAUCUACUAAAGAGUUAAUUGCUGGCCAUCUACAGAAAGUCUUUUUAUAUUACAUCAUCGAAACCAUGGUGGACAACCGAUAUGCCACGGCGCUGGUCAUCGGCUCUGUGCUGAGCCUGCUUGCCACGGUCUAUCUCUCCGUUGCAAUGGGAACGCAGCACUGGUACCAGUACCACAGCCAGCCGGCCAGCAAUGAUGCCAACAACGGCUCAGACCUGCAGACUAUGCGGCAUGAGUUUGAGGCAGAGGAAAGCGAUGAGAGGAACUACAGCAAUGCUCUGUUUCGGCUUAAUGGCACGCUGGGUCUCUGGUGGCGCUGCAUUCUGGUGCCCCGAGACUCGCCCUGGUUUAGAGAGCCUGAUCCGAUAAUGGUGACAAAAUGUCAGGCCUUUACUUUGCAACAGCAGUGGGAAUCCAAGUACAUACUUCCUGGAAAUGUUAACAGCGGAGAAGAUCUGCUGCGUACAUACCUGUGGAAGUGUCAGUUUCUGUUGCCGCUGGUCUCUGUGGGGCUGGUGUUUCUCGCGGCGUUGAUCGGAGUGUGCGCCUGCCUUUGCCGCAGUAUCACUCCCACACUAUUCGUAGGGCUGCUACAUCUGCUGGCCGGCCUGUGUUCCGUGGCCACCGUAUGCUGUUUUCUCACUGGCAUCCAUUUGCUACACGAAUUAUCCGACCUGCCCGAAGGGAUGGACCGUUCUCCAGGCUGGUCUUUGUUUUUGGCCCUGGUCUCGUCUCCGCUGCAAAUCAUGGCUGCUGCGCUCUUCAUAUGGGCCGCGAGAAGCCACCGCCAACACUACACUCGAAUGACAGCAUAUAGAGUUGCCUAAGCAAUAAAGGACUGACCGUACAGUCGCCGAAGCGAUUGUACGCUCUCACAGAAAGCACACAGCCAUGCUCGCUUCAGCGGCUGCUUUUACCACUAACCAAGCUAAAGUUAUGAAGGAAACCGCUCAGAACACACUGCUCAAAGUAGGUUAGUAGGUUAACUAACACCGUCCACCCAUAGCACUCUCCUGUGAAUAUAUUAAUCUUUUGAAGGUUCUUCCUACUAUAUAACUGCCUUUUUAACCACUCUGUUAGCAUCUGUGCUGUUGCUCAACAGAAAAGCAUCUAUGAACACUAUAAACAACAGUAGUUAUUCAGGGCUUCACCUUUUGUUUUGUCACACUUGUUGACUAAACUUAUUUUGAUGUGUAGGGUUAGUUUCAUCUCCUAGUCGUGUUUUAAAUAACACCUCUGUUUUUUUUUUAUUCAGCCUAGAUUGUAGCUACUCAGUGAUAUCUUGAAGCGAAUGCAUUGUACUAGUGCUUCCAAGAUGCAAUAGGAUUUUGCCUUGGCCUGAAA